AUGGUGGAGCUGCCUGAUGGAUGCACUGAUUGGUCUGUUGAUAUCAAGAAAUACCAGGUUUUGGUGGGAGAGCCUGUUCGAAUCAAAUGUGCGCUAUUUUAUGGUUAUAUCAGAGCAAAUUACUCCCUUGCCCAAAGUGCUGGACUCAGUUUGAUGUGGUACAAGAGCUCUGGUCCUGGAGACUUUGAAGAGCCAAUAGCUUUCGAUGGAAGUAGAAUGAGCAAAGAAGAAGAUUCCAUUUGGUUCCGACCAACGUUGCUGCAGGACAGUGGCCUCUACGCCUGUGUCAUCAGAAACUCCACUUACUGUAUGAAAGUAUCCAUCUCACUGACAGUGGGUGAAAAUGACACUGGACUCUGCUACAAUUCCAAGAUGAAGUACUUUGAAAAAGCUGAACUUAGCAAAAGCAAGGAGAUUUCAUGCCGUGAUAUAGAGGAUUUUUUACUGCCAACCAGAGAACCUGAAAUCCUUUGGUAUAAGGAAUGUAGGACAAAAACAUGGAGGCCGAGUAUUGUAUUCAAAAGAGAUACCCUGCUUAUACGAGAAGUCAGAGAAGAUGACAUUGGAAAUUAUACCUGUGAAUUAAAGUAUGGAGGCUUUGUUGUGAGAAGAACUACUGAAUUGACUGUUACAGCUCCUCUGACUGACAAGCCACCCAAACUUUUGUAUCCCGUGGAAAGUAAACUGACAAUUCAGGAGACUCAGCUGGGUGAUUCAGCUAAUCUAACCUGCAGAGCUUUCUUUGGGUAUAGUGGAGAUGUCAGUCCUUUAAUUUACUGGAUGAAAGGAGAGAAGUUUAUUGAAGAUCUGGAUGAAAAUCGAGUUUGGGAAAGUGACAUUAGAAUUCUUAAGGAGCAUCUUGGGGAACAGGAAGUUUCCAUCUCAUUAAUUGUGGACUCUGUGGAGGAAGGUGACUUGGGCAAUUACUCCUGUUAUGUGGAAAAUGGAAAUGGACGUCGACAUGCUAGUGUUCUCCUUCAUAAACGAGAGCUAAUGUACACAGUUGAACUUGCUGGAGGGCUUGGUGCUAUCCUCUUACUGCUUGUUUGUUUGGUGACCAUCUAUAAGUGUUACAAGAUAGAAAUCAUGCUCUUCUACAGGAAUCAUUUUGGAGCUGAGGAACUGGAUGGUGAUAAUAAAGAUUAUGAUGCAUACUUAUCAUACACCAAAGUGGAUCCUGACCAGUGGAAUCAAGAAACUGGGGAAGAAGAACGGUUUGCCCUUGAAAUCUUACCUGACAUGCUUGAAAAGCAUUAUGGAUAUAAGUUGUUUAUACCAGAUAGAGAUUUAAUUCCAACUGGAACAUACAUUGAAGAUGUGGCAAGAUGUGUAGACCAGAGCAAACGGCUGAUUAUUGUCAUGACUCCAAACUAUGUAGUUAGAAGGGGCUGGAGCAUCUUUGAGCUGGAGACCAGACUUCGAAACAUGCUUGUGACUGGAGAAAUUAAAGUGAUCCUAAUUGAAUGCAGUGAACUACGAGGAAUUAUGAACUACCAGGAGGUAGAGGCCCUCAAGCACACCAUCAAGCUCCUGACGGUUAUUAAAUGGCAUGGACCAAAAUGCAACAAGUUGAACUCUAAGUUCUGGAAACGUUUACAGUAUGAAAUGCCUUUUAAGAGGAUAGAACCCAUUACACAUGAGCAGGCUUUAGAUGUCAGUGAGCAGGGGCCUUUUGGGGAGCUGCAGACUGUCUCAGCCAUUUCCAUGGCCGCGGCCACCUCCACAGCUCUAGCCACUGCCCAUCCAGAUCUCCGUUCUACCUUUCACAACACGUACCAUUCACAAAUGCGGCAGAAACACUACUACCGAAGCUAUGAGUACGACGUACCUCCUACCGGCACCCUGCCUCUUACCUCCAUAGGAAAUCAGCAUACCUACUGUAACAUCCCUAUGACACUCAUCAACGGGCAGCGGCCUCAGACAAAAUCCAGCAGGGAGCAGAAUCCAGAUGAGGCCCACACAAACAGUGCCAUCCUGCCGCUGUUGCCACGGGAGACCAGUAUAUCCAGUGUGAUUUGGUGA
This is a messenger RNA of Lepus europaeus (European hare), 2022 nucleotides long. RefSeq names its product interleukin 1 receptor accessory protein like 1 (gene IL1RAPL1). Gene Ontology annotation, biological process: negative regulation of exocytosis; signal transduction. Bases 1 to 2022 code for a protein of 673 amino acids. The transcript has 10 exons. Lineage: Eukaryota; Metazoa; Chordata; Mammalia; Lagomorpha; Leporidae. The record is from RefSeq and is a predicted model, not a curated record.